UCACGUCCACAGCCAUAGCAACGAAGGUUUCCUCCAAAAGCUCGAUGUCGAGAGCUAUGACGACAUGACACCUCUGAACUCCAUUUUUAAUGGGAAGAAACCUUCGAAGCCAGCCUUUUAGAAGUACAAAAAGGUAUGGAUAAUAUUAUAAUAAAGUUUCAAAAAAUGAAAGGAAUUAUUGCUAUACCAUGAACUUCCCAUUCCCCUCAAUCGAAUUAUUGGUUUUCGAUUGAAUUUGGAAUCAGAGAGGUCUGAAUUGAAUUUCGUGUUCUUCAAAUUUCUGUCGUCUUCAUCCAUACGGAUCAUCGCUUCUUAUCCAAAUCCCUAAUGGGUUCGAGUUGUAGUCGUCUGGGGUCGCGCCCUUCUCGCUCCCGAGAUUACCGCACCAACCGCUCCAAAUUCUGCUCUCUCUUCUGUGGUGCUUCCUCUUCUCGCGCGAUUCAUCAGAUGGAAGAUUCUACAGCUCAAUUUCUUGUCCAUCCGACAGAACAUCAACAUUGUCAUCACAUCAUUGAUGAAGUUCAGCUCCCCACAAAUGGAUCUAUAAGAAUAGGACUUCCUAGCGCAAGCGCUUAUUCCGAGGCCUCGCACGAGAACAGCAUUGUAGUCAGUGAGGAGCAAUGUGCUGUAAAUGAUUCUAAUAUUGAUAUUAAUGAUCAUGGGAAGUGUUUGUCUCAAAACAAGGAAUUAGCUCCCCUUCACCAGAUUAGUGCUGAUUACAGUCAUGAUGAAUCUCGUAGACAUAGAGAUCGUUCUUCGGAACCAGUAUCUGUAAAUAUUCUGGCUAACGAGGAUGCAGUAAAUGGUAUUGAUAGUUCAGUGGACAAGGGUGUAUCUCCAGUCUGCACCAAGGUCAUGUGUGUGGCAAGCAGCUCGACUACUCAAGAGGUUGGAGACUUGUGUUCGAACGAGCUGACAGUUUACGUUCAAGAGGAUGAGGGAACAGCCAACCAGAACCCGGAGUCGGAAUCUUCUCCUGAUUUGGAUCUUCCGUUAACUUUUCAAUCCCUUGAAGAUGAAUCUUCACGAGAGGUACCCUCGAGUUUCGACACUUUUGUGUCUGAUGAUAGGGAGCCAGGAGAUGUGGGUAUGCCUCAUGUCGAUAUGGUCGGUAUUUCUUCCAACGUUUUAUCUACAAGUAGUAUUGAUGCAAAUUCGCUUAUGAUCAGAAGGAAUAGCAGAAGACUGUUUUGGGAUGCCUUUUCAAGACGUAGUUUUAGAAGACAUAGUGAAUCUCCGUUUCUUUUCCCUCCUAAUAACAUAAGUACAACAGGAGAUCCAGACCGGUGGCUCCUCGAUAUAAGUGGUGAUUUUAUCGAUGAUGAAGUGCGUGGCGAUUCAAGACAUUUUCCCAGAAGAAUUCACAUCUUGAAUGAACAACAAAGAGACUCAAGAUCCCAGGUGCAGAUAUGGGAAAGACUCCGUAGUAGUCUCAGCGAAAACAGUCGGCAGAAUUUAUCUUGCCCGUCAGGCAUUCACUCUAAUGGUGCUUGCUCGUGUGACUCCUUCUCAAGGAUAGAACACUCGAGUACCCGUGCAAGCAUAUCGCGGAUAAUCAUGCUUGCUGAAGCAUUAUUUGAGGUGUUGGAUGAAAUUCAUGGUCAGCCUGUUUCUCUUGCCCUCUCCAUGGUUUCACUCCCGGCACCAGAAUCAGUUGUCGACUCUUUUCCCCUGAAGAACCACGAAAAGACGACUAAUGGAGGGGACGAAAUUGAGCAAUGCUACAUUUGCCUGGCUGAAUACGAAGAGGGCGAUAAAAUAAGAGUCCUUCCUUGCCGACACGAGUACCAUAUGUUGUGUGUCGAUAAAUGGUUGAAGGAGAUUCACGGAGUAUGCCCGCUUUGUAGAGGGGAUGUUCGUGCAGGCUCGAAUGAUGAAUGUUCGGUUUCAAACCCCGAAAUUCCAACAAUUUGAUGGCAUUGUAUAGCAAAAACAGAACACUCAUUCAUUAUCAUGUUUUUUCCUGUUAAUACUUGGGGAUUAAUUGGAUCCCCAUGUUUUGAUUUUGCAAGGCAUUCAUAUUGUAUAGCAGUUUCAGAAGAAUUUGAAUGAAUAUAUAUAUCUAGAACAAGCAGUUUGGUUU
Molecule: messenger RNA, 2083 nt
Organism: Cucurbita maxima (winter squash)
Lineage: Eukaryota; Viridiplantae; Streptophyta; Magnoliopsida; Cucurbitales; Cucurbitaceae
Exons: 6
Coding region: 328-1914 (528 amino acids)
Source: RefSeq, a predicted model, not a curated record